Molecule: messenger RNA, 132 nt
Organism: Chrysochloris asiatica (Cape golden mole)
Lineage: Eukaryota; Metazoa; Chordata; Mammalia; Afrosoricida; Chrysochloridae
Product: putative thymosin beta-4-like protein 6-like
Exons: 1
Coding region: 1-132 (43 amino acids)
Biological process (GO): actin filament organization; regulation of cell migration
Cellular component (GO): cytoplasm
Molecular function (GO): actin monomer binding
Source: RefSeq, a predicted model, not a curated record
AUGUCUGACAAACUCCAUAUGGUCGAAACUGAGAAAUUCAAUAAAUCGAAAUUGAAGACAGAAAAGCAUGAGAAAAAUCCACUGCCUUCAAAUGAAACAAUUGAACAGGAGAAGCAAGCGGGUGAAUCAUAA